Messenger RNA from Theobroma umbraticum, 1594 nucleotides. Its product is annotated as pectin acetylesterase 9-like. The record is from RefSeq and is a predicted model, not a curated record. Gene Ontology annotation, molecular function: hydrolase activity. Lineage: Eukaryota; Viridiplantae; Streptophyta; Magnoliopsida; Malvales; Malvaceae.
CAACUAUAAACAGAGCAUACCAGUAAUAUGUUCAUACUAUCAUGUUCCCAUUUCAAAGAGAAACGAAGCUCUGUAUGGAAUAAACAUGAAGCUAAUGAGUAUAGCUGCAGUAGCGAGCAUACUGGUUUUGUUGGCUUGCGCGCCAUGGUGCGUAUACUCGCAGGAGCGGUUCCUUGUGCGGAUGACUCUGGUUCGAAACGCUCCUGCUCUUGGUGCCUUUUGCUUAGAUGGGAGCCUGCCAGCGUAUCAUCUACACAGAGGAUUCGACAAUGGAGCAAACAAUUGGAUUUUGUACUUUGAGGGAGGUGGGUGGUGCGGCGACAUAAAACAAUGCUUGGGCAGAGCCAAAACGGGCCUCGGAUCAACAAAUCACAUGAACAAGUGGGCAAUUUUUUCCGGUAUCUUAAGUAACAACGCCUCCCUCAAUCCAGAUUUUUACAAUUGGAACCGAGUGAGGCUGAGAUAUUGUGAUGGAGCCUCAUUUGCAGGAGAUGGCAAGUUUGCUAACGGGACAUCGUUGCUUUACUUCAGAGGGCAAAAAAUAUGGGAAGCAAUCAUUCUUGAUCUUCUACCCCAAGGCUUGGCAAAUGCACAUAUGGCUUUGCUAGCAGGUUGCUCAGCUGGGGGUCUAGCGACCUUUCUGCAUUGUGACAACUUCACCAGGAUGUUACCGAAUGCUAGUGUGAAAUGCUUGAGUGAUGCUGGUUUUCUCCUGGACGAAAGAGAUGUAAGUUUGAACCACACCAUAAGGUCUAUCUUUGAAGAUAUAGUUUCUCUUCAGGGAGUAGAGCAAAAUCUUGAUCACAAAUGCACCAAGUCCAUGAACCAUCCUAAGCUGUGCUUCUUUCCACACUAUGCCUUGAAAUAUAUCACAACUCCAUUUUUUGUCUUGAACUCUGCUUACGACGUAGUCCAAUUUCAUCGUUUUUUGGUGCCAUCUUCUGCUGAUGUUGAAGGAAAAUGGAAAAACUGCAAGCAUGAUCCAGCAGCAUGCAGUGCGGAUCAGAUAGCCAUAUUGCAAGGUUUCAGGCGUGACAUGCUUGAAGCAUUGAAUUUCUUUCUUAAAGAUUCAAAAAGCGGGGGAACUUUCAUAAAUUCAUGCUUUGCCCAUUGCCAAAGUGAUGCACAAGAAUCAUGGUUUGCCGUUGAUUCUCCAAGAAUACGCAAUAAGACCAUUGCUGAAACAGUUGGUGAUUGGUACUUCACCAGAGGAGAAGCAAAGGAGAUUGAUUGUGAAUAUCCUUGUGACACAAACUGCCACACCCUAACACCAGUGCAUCAGGUUCCGGAUUGUGCAAAAUGUGGUUCAGUUGGCAACAAAACCUUGACUUCCAAAGCUGGCUCCCAUGACAGGAUUUGGAGCAAAUACUCACCGAUCUUAGUGGUUUUGCUGUUACCAUGAUGCCUUUGAUUUUAUAUUGUUAUUCCUUGACCCUCUUACAGGAAUAGAAAAGUUGAUUCAAUAAGUGAUUUUAGUAUCUGGCAUUUUUAUGGAGAAUAAGUUCAUUGUUAUGUAACUACUUUUCACAAAAAAAAAGUUCAUUGUUAUGUAACCAAAAGUGAACAGAGAAGAAUCAAAAUAUCUUUUCCUAUC